AUGAAAUCGCCGUCGCCACCAUCUCUCACUCAAGAGCACCGCGCAAAGCCAUCGUCGUCCAACAUAUCUCCAGCUCGAUUCACUGCACUUCUCAACUGCUCCAGAAACCUGAAGCAUGCUGCCCAAAUCCAUGCCCAGCUCGUCGCCCGUAAUUACCUCUCUGCCCCACUUCUCUUCAACAACCUCCUCAACCUCUACUCCAGGUGCGGCCACGUUUCUCGAUCUCUCGCCCUCUUUUCAGCCUCAGAUUCCAAAACCCACACCAAGAACGUCUUCACCUACACAUCCCUCAUCACCCACCUUUCCCGCUCCAAUCUGCACUCCAAAGCUCUUGCCUUUUUCAACGAGAUGAGGUCGAGGGAUAUUUUCCCCAACCAUUUCACGUUUUCCGCUGUCUUGCCGGCUUGCGGGCGUGCGGCCGAGGGGGCACAGAUGCACUCGUUGGUGUUCAAGCACGGGUUUGAGUGGGACGUGUUUGUGGGAAGCGCAUUGGUGGAUAUGUAUGCAAAAUCGGGCGACAUGGGUUGUGCGGGGAAGGUGUUUGAUGAAAUGCCCGAGAGAAACCUCGUGUCUUGGAAUUCCGUGGUUGUGGGUUUUUUCCAAAACGGAUGUUUUGGUGAGGCGAUUUCUUUCUUCUCCAGGUUGGUGGCAGAGAAUGCAUUGAGACCCGAUCAAGUGAGUUUCUCAAGCGUUUUGAGCGCCUGUGCCAACUUGUCUGAGGCGAUGGUGGGGAGGCAAGUCCAUGGAAUGGUCAUUAAGCAUGGCCUGGAGUACUUGGCUUACGUGAAGAACUCUCUAAUGGACAUGUACUGUAAAAGUGGUGGUUUCGAUGAUGCCGAGAAAUUGUUCAGGACUACAGAUGAUCGAGAUGCGGUGACGUGGAAUGUUAUGGUGAUGGGAUUUGUCCAGAAUGGUUAUUUUGAGGAUGCUUGCAAUUAUUUCUGGUUCAUGAGACGUGAAGGUGUGUCGCCUGACGAGACUUCAUUUUCAACCGCGCUCAAUGCUGCUGCGGGCAUCGCUGCGCUGGAUCAGGGCUCUGUAGUCCAUAAUCAGAUAAUAAAAACAGGAUUCGUAGGAAACACUUGUGUCGCAAGCUCAUUGAUUGCAAUGUAUUCAAAAUGUGGGAGCUUAGCGGAUGCUAGACGGAUAUUUGAUGAGACUAAAGUACAUAAUGUGAUAUCAUGGACAGCUAUGCUUUCGGCAUAUCAACAGCAUGGCUGUGCAAAUCAGGUUAUAGAAUUGUUUGAUAAUAUGGUACAAGCAGGUUUUGAGCCUGACUACAUUACUUUCGUCUCUGUUUUGUCGGCUUGUGGGCAUACUGGGCAAGUUGACAAUGGCUUUUCCUACUUUUAUUUGAUGAGUGAGAAGUAUAACAUGAGACCAGGGCUUGAACACUAUGCUUGCAUGGUUGACUUGCUUGGUCGUGUGGGCCGUUUGUAUGAUGCCAAGAGAUUUGUGGAGGAUAUGCCGAUUAAACCCGAUGUGUCUAUUUGGGGGGCACUGCUUGGGGCUUGCAGAAAACAUGGUGAUCUUGAUUUGGGUCGAGAGGUUGCGGAAAAGCUUUUUGAAAUGGAACCCAAUAAUCCUGGAAAUUACGUGUUGCUACACAACAUGUAUGCUCACGGAGAGCGAUUAGAAGAAGCUACUGAGGUGCGGAGAUUGAUGGGGUUUAAUAGAGUGAAAAAGGAGCCAGGCUUGAGCUGGCUUGACUUUAGAAACACGACCCACAUUUUUAAAGCUCAUGACAGAACACAUUCUAUGACGAAAGAGAUAUAUGAGAUGCUGGGAAAACUGGAGGAGCUCGUGAAGCAGAAAGGAUAUGUUCCUGAAAUCCAGUAUGCAAUUAACGAUGUGGGAGAGUACAAGGAGCGAAGCCUGUGGUACCACAGCGAAAAGUUAGCCCUUGCGUUCGGACUGCUGAUACUACCGACUGGGGCACCCAUUCGGAUAAAAAAGAAUCUUAGAACAUGUGGCGAUUGCCACGUCGUUAUGAAGUUUGCUUCGGAAAUUUUUCAAAGAGAAAUUAUUGUUAGAGACAUUAAUCGUUUUCACAGGUUUUCCGGUGGUGAAUGUUCCUGUGGAGACUAUUGGUGA
This is a messenger RNA of Striga hermonthica, 2094 nucleotides long. The record is from the annotation of a GenBank genome assembly. Lineage: Eukaryota; Viridiplantae; Streptophyta; Magnoliopsida; Lamiales; Orobanchaceae.